AUUGUAAAUUGGGUAGUGGUCAGAGUUGUUUUUGUACACUCAUCAACAGAGCCUGGUGCGUCCAAAAGACAUCUGUGACUGUGUGUAUGUUGGAGUUUUUGACUGCUGUCUGGGGAGUGUGUGUGUGAUCAAAAUGGUAGACAAAGAGUACCCCAGCAUCAACUUUCAGAGGCUCAUAUCGGACGAGAGCUGUGGCUCCGCGGUGCUGGAGGAGUCAUGCUUCUACCUCCAGGCCGAGAUCCUAAACCAGCUCCCCAGCUCCUUGGCCCAGCAGAACAUCCACCACCAACACCAGGACAGGGGGACCAAGGAGACACUGAUCUCGGGAGAGAAGCACCCUGGCCAGGCCAGAGGAGCCAGUAACCGGGCCUCAACCGUGCCGCUCAAAUAUCUGCCCGCUUGUAUGCAGAGGAAGAGAGAGCUUCGGGACCUGAGGAACCAACAAAGGUCUACUAUUGGCCGAUGGGAAUCAUGGAGGAGGAGCCAGAGUAUAAACAUGAGAAGACUUGGGGAACAUGUGGGCGGAGCUAUCUCAAGUCUGCUGCCAUGGAGCCACACCCUUCACUCCAUCGAAGGUAGAUUCGGAGCAGGUGUGAAGGCCUACUUUGUGUUCCUGAGGUACCUGGUCUACCUGAACAUCCUACGUGGACUGAUCAUAGGAGGCACCAUACUCACCCCCACAGCCAUGUACAGCAGAAACAACUGGGGUUUACAGACUUUUCAAGGCAAUGACUCGCUUUUGGACUUCUUCCUUGGUUCGGGUUUCCUAGAGCGUUCUCCAGUGUUCUAUGGGUUCUACUCGCGUGGCUCUUUGGAGCUGCCUUGUUUCAACACACCCCUGCUCUUCUUGCUGGGAACCCUCUCUGUCUUCAUCCUCAGUCUAAUCAUGGUGGUCCGCAGGACGGUCGUCGGCUACAAGCACACGUGGUUGCUAGACAACCGCUACAACAUCCACAUGAGCUUCAAGGUGUUCUGCGGCUGGGACUUCUGUAUCCAGGACCCAGAGGUCGCCGCCAUCAAGCUGAGCUUCAUCCGGAACGAUCUGAAGUCAUACCUAGAGGAGGAGAGGUUCCAGCUGCGUGAUGCCAUGAGGACGCUGAUGGAGCGGUUGCGCCUGUACCUCCUGCGGGUGUUCCUCAACAUCUUGGUCAUGGCUCUCCUGGGCGGAGCCUUUACUCUGAUCUACUACGCCACCUUGCUGUCAAUGGACCAGCAGCACAACUGGUUCCUCAGCCUGCUCUUCCAGUACCUCCCUCCCAUUUUCAUAACGCUGGCCAACUUCACCCUCCCCCACAUCUUCCGCUGGAUCGCGGUCUUCGAGGAUUAUUCCCUGGCUGUACAGGUCAACACCACCCUCGUCAGGAGUAUCUUCCUAAAGCUGGCGUGUCUGGGAAUCUAUCUGUUCUUCCUCAUAAAAUACAUCAAAAACACCGAAACAGAUCAGUGCUGGGAGAACCAGUUUGGGAAAGAGAUGUACAAGCUGUGUAUGUUCGAUUUCCUGACGUGUUUCUUCAAAGCCUUCUUCGUUUCCUAUCCUGUUAAGUUGUUGGUGAGCCGUCACCCAUCCUGCUGGCUGGCACGGUUGCUAGGGCAACAGUACUUCCUGAUCCCGUUCAAUGUCCUGGACCUGGUGUACGGUGAGACAGUCAGCUGGGUCGGACUGUUCUACUGCCCCCUGCUGCCCUACAUAGGUACUGCCAAGCUGGUUGCCGUCUUCUACAUCAAGAAGUUCGUGGUUCUCCAGUGCUGUGUCCCGGCCCAGAGAAUGUUCCGGGCUUCCAGUUCUUCUGUUCUGUUUAACGUCAUGUUACUACUGGGUCUCAUCAUGGCCGCCAUCACCUUGGGGACCAACCUACACAGGUUUGUCCCAUCCUCUGGCUGUGGUCCGUUCGCUGGCAGUAAAACGGUGUUCAAUGUGACAGCGGUGUGUGUGGACGUCUUACCACGACCGGCCCAGACCGCCGUGCGCUACCUGACCUCAGAGACCUUCUUCUACUUUCUGAUCCUUGCACAGACUGUUCUUCUGACCUCCUAUGAGUCACGGCGGCGAGCCAUUGCGAAGGCCAUCGAGAGACUGAAGGACAUGCUUGUGAUGACCAGCUCGGAUAAACAUUUCUUACUGAAGCAGAACACUCUGUCACUCAGACGCCAGAGGAAGAAAUCAAAGUCCCCCGCCGUUGCCCCAGGCUCGGAAGAGGCCAGCUCUACCCCUCAAACUCUGACCCCUGAAAGACCCCUCUGAGUCCCAGGUCAGGGUUCACAGCCCAUACUGCGAUGAACAUGGGACCUUCGGACUCCCCGGGCCACUUGAGAGUUUGUUUCGGAAGAGUGUUUGUUAUUUAUUACAUGGUGACUCCACUGUUGCGGUUCAUGGGGGCUGAAGGAGGUUGAGAACUUUGAAUUGGUCAUGAUGUAACCAUAGACUGCUCUUCUCUGACAUCAGCUGAGGAUAAAAGUAGUGUCCAGAGGCCUAGUUUGGUCCAGCGAAGCCAUCGCCUCUGUUGUAGAUGUAGAUAACCACUUUUAGAAUCACAAAUCCUUGUGUCAAUAUUUGUGAAAGCCCACGUUCCAUCAGCGGACAAUAUGGAAAUGGUUUUAAAUGAUUUUUCAACUAUCUUACUACUUCACAUGCGAAUAUUGACUUCGAGACUACAGCAUAGAUACACAUACUGAGGUAUAAAAGCUUUUCUAGACAGAACACUGUAUUAUAGGUUUUCUGAAAACCCAUAAAACAACUGAUUUAUAUAAAAACAAGUAUAACUGAUAAGUUCUUAUAUAGUUUGAGAUUGUUUCUGAGGCUUUUAUUAAUGUAAU
Esox lucius (northern pike) is the source of this 2814-nucleotide messenger RNA. RefSeq names its product transmembrane channel-like 8 (gene tmc8). The record is from RefSeq and is a predicted model, not a curated record. NCBI's taxonomy places the organism in Eukaryota, Metazoa, Chordata, Actinopteri, Esociformes, Esocidae. Gene Ontology annotation, cellular component: plasma membrane. The transcript has 16 exons. Bases 134 to 2242 code for a protein of 702 amino acids. Gene Ontology annotation, molecular function: mechanosensitive monoatomic ion channel activity.